AGUCGGGGAAGCCAAGCAGAACAUUAUUCAAUGUCCUGCGUGACUUCCUCUGUACCUCGUUACCUCAGUAGGGAUAGAGAGCGAGAGACGAGAGUUAUGGCGACGGUCAACGGCAGCAACUUCAUCACCGUGGCUCGGCCGAGUCAACUCGGUUCCCGGAGGCGUUUCGCUUCGGCCUCCGUGCCCAGCUCCUCGAUCUUCAAUGACCGCGUUCGUGCUGCGAAAGUGAGAGCCGCCGUUCAGACGGCGACGCAGGAUCCUAUUGCAGUCGACAAGGAGGUUACCUCCAAGAAGAGCAUUUUAGCUUGCCCGAUAUGUUACAACCCUCUAACGCAUGCGGGUCCAGCAUUAUCCAUGGAUACUGUGUCUGAGUCUACUUUGCUAUGUAGCACCUGUAAGAAGACUUAUUUUGGCAACAAAACUCAUCUCGAGCUUACGGCCUCGAGUGGAGCCAAGGAAUAUACCGAAGCCAUGGCCCCGACGACAGAAUUUUUCAGGUUACCACUGAUCUCAUAUAUCUAUGAGAGGGGCUGGCGUCAAGGCUUUUCUGCAAUGGGAGGAUGGCCUGGUCCAGAAAAGGAGUUUGAGUUGAUUAAAGGGUAUCUUGGGCCCGUCUUAGGUGGGAAUAUCAUUGAUGCUAGUUGCGGUAGUGGUCCAUUUACCAGGCUCUUCGCCAAGAGUGGGCUGUUUUCCCUUGUUGUCGCACUUGACUACUCAGAAAACAUGCUCCGGGAAUGCUAUGAAUUCAUUAGGCGGGAGGAGAACUUCCCUAAGGAGGACUUGAUUCUUGUUAGAGCUGAUAUUUCAAGACUCCCUUUUGUUUCGAGUUCUGUCGAUGCUGUGCAUGCCGGUGCUGCUGUUCAUUGUUGGUCUUCUCCUUCAUCAGCUGUUGCUGAAAUAAGUCGAGUUCUACGACCUGGUGGAGUAUUCAUUGCGACUACCAUGAUCUAUGAUGGUCCUUUUGCUCUCAACCCUUUCCUGAAACCUAUGCAAAGGAAUAUGUUCCGGAUGUCUGGAAGCCAGAUUUUUCUAUCAGAACAAGAACUAGAAGAUCUCUGCAAAACAUGUGGACUGGAAGAUUUUAAAUGUACCAGGAAUCGGCGUUUCGUGAUGAUAUCCGCUACAAAACCCAGCUGAAGUCAAUGGUCUCUUCAGCGCUGAUGUUCACCAUCAAUUUGCUUCAAGAAAAGUGCAUUUGAGUGUUGUUUUGUUGUCUCUCUUGUUGGAGACCAUGACACCCCGCCUUUGUGCGGUAACAGGCAUGUAAUGCAAAUAGCCUUUCCAUUAACAAUCUCUAGUAGACUUGCCUCUUGGAAUUA
Molecule: messenger RNA, 1319 nt
Organism: Rhodamnia argentea
Lineage: Eukaryota; Viridiplantae; Streptophyta; Magnoliopsida; Myrtales; Myrtaceae
Exons: 8
Coding region: 31-1137 (368 amino acids)
Molecular function (GO): S-adenosylmethionine-dependent methyltransferase activity
Source: RefSeq, a predicted model, not a curated record